Messenger RNA from Tripterygium wilfordii, 2126 nucleotides. Its product is annotated as nucleobase-ascorbate transporter 3. Gene Ontology annotation, molecular function: transmembrane transporter activity. NCBI's taxonomy places the organism in Eukaryota, Viridiplantae, Streptophyta, Magnoliopsida, Celastrales, Celastraceae. The transcript has 14 exons. The record is from RefSeq and is a predicted model, not a curated record. Gene Ontology annotation, cellular component: plasma membrane; plasmodesma. Bases 188 to 1828 code for a protein of 546 amino acids. Gene Ontology annotation, biological process: transmembrane transport.
AAGAUUUCUUUAAUUUAAUUUAAUUUUUUUUCCUGAUAAAACUAUCUUUCUGCCCUUUUCCGUAUAAUUUCUUUGAUCUUUCUUUUGGGGGAGAAUAUUUCAUAUUUGUAGCAGGAUAUUCAGUUUCAGAGCAAAUUCAGUAUCCAGCUAGAGAAGAAGAAGAAGAAGAAGAAGGGAUAAGAAGAAAAUGGUGGAAACAGGACAUCACAACCAUCAACCACCACCGCCAGCACAGACCGCUCCACCGCCUCCUGCGUCACUUGGGUUAUCGAAGGGACCCACUUGGACUCCAGCCGACCAACUCCAACAGCUUCAAUACUGCAUCCACUCGAACCCUUCUUGGCCUGAAACAUGUCUACUGGCUUUCCAGCACUAUAUCGUGAUGCUUGGAAGUAUAGUCUUAAUUGCCAGCACAAUUGUGCCCCGAAUGGGUGGAAACAAUGGUGAUAAAGCCCGUGUCAUUCAAACUCUGUUGUUUAUGGCGGCAGUGAAUACACUGCUUCAGACGUUACUCGGUACCAGACUCCCUACUGUGAUGAAUGCUUCUUUUGCUUUCGUUCUCCCAGUGUUAUCGAUCAUUAAUGAUUACUCUGAUAGAGACUUCACGAAUGAGCACGAGAGGUUUAAGUACACUAUGAGAACUAUUCAAGGAUCACUAAUUGUUGCUUCCUUUGUUAACAUCAUCCUUGGUUAUAGUAGGGCAUGGGGAAAAUUUACAAGAUUCUUUAGUCCAAUUGUCAUUGUCCCUGUGGUUUGUGUGGUUGGGCUUGGUCUGUUCAUGAGGGGAUUUCCACAGCUUGCUAACUGUGUGGAGAUUGGUCUUCCCAUGCUGAUUCUGCUUGUCUUUUUACAGCAGUACUUGAAGAAGAUCCAUCCCAAGGCCCACAUACUUGAGAGGUUUGCUCUACUUUUAUGCGUAGGGAUAAUCUGGGUUUUUGCUGCUAUCCUCACAGCUGCUGGUGCUUACAACAAUGUCGGACAGCAGACUAAACUGAGUUGCCGCACUGAUAGAUCGUACCUUAUGUCAUCUGCCCCAUGGAUUAAAGUUCCAUACCCAUUUCAGUGGGGUACUCCCAUUUUCCAAGCGAGCCAUGUCUUCGGGAUGAUAGGUGCAGCACUUGUUUCGUCUGCAGAGUCAACUGGAACAUUCUUUGCAGCAGCACGGUUUGCUGGUGCUACACACCCUCCAGCGCACGUGUUAAGUCGAAGUGUUGGCCUCCAGGGUAUUGGCUUGCUACUUGAAGGAAUUUUCGGUGCUCCUGUUGGUAGUUCUGCAUCUGUCGAAAAUGUUGGCCUCCUCGGAUUAACACACAUAGGGAGCAGAAGAGUGGUGCAGGUCUCAACUGGAUUCAUGUUUUUCUUCGCUAUCUUUGGAAAAUUUGGUGCCUUCUUCGCUUCAAUCCCUUUGCCGAUAUUUGCUGCCAUAUACUGUGUUUUAUUUGGGAUUGUUGCUGCUAUUGGCAUCUCAUUCAUACAGUUUACAAAUAACAAUUCCUUGAGAAACAUUUAUGUUCUCGGCCUCUCUCUGUUCCUUGGGAUAUCAAUACCACAAUACUUCGUUUCAAACACCUCCCCAGAUGGUCACGGACCAGUUAGAACAGGCGGUGGAUGGUUCAAUGACAUAUUGAAUACCAUCUUCUCAUCACCGCCUACUGUGGCAAUGAUUGUUGGAACGCUGCUUGAUAACACACUUGACCCGGGGCACGCAGGCGACAGAGGACUUCCAUGGUGGAAACCUUUCCAGCAUAUGAAGGGAGAUGUCAGAACGGAGGAGUUCUACAGCCUUCCAGUUAAAAUAUUUGGGUAUAUCCCCACCAGAUUCAUGUGAAUAUAGUCAUGCUGCUUUGUAUACUAUUUACAUACAUGUUUAUGUACAUUAUGAGGUGUGGUUUUUUAAGUUAUUGGAGAAUUGUGUGGUCUUCUCCAAUCCUGUAGAAGUUCCAUUGCUGUUGUAAACUGGGUGGUUUGAUCAUGUCCUUAACUAUUGCUUCAAAGGACAGAUUACAUUGCCAUGGGUCAAGUUUUAGGGUUUAGGAAUGUGCGGGAAAAACUACUGACACAGAAUUUUGGGUUCUCAUUACCAUUGUGAAUUAUAUAGCAUCUUGGCUUCAGCUUUGGUUUAAUAA